GUAUUAUCAAUGUAGUAAACAUCGGUCAUUUUCAGAACUGUUCUUAUAUACUUUGUAAAACACAUGUAUAAGAUAGAAAGAAUAUUUCCGUCGGCUCGUUAUAGAUUUGGAAUUUUGUAGGAGUAUUUUUAAGAUCGAGAAUAUAAUUGAAAGUGUAUAUUAAUAUAUUAAGAUAAAAUAUUACGAUUGUAUUUUCCGAAGGAAAACUUUGAUGUAACCAUCUUUCAAAGAAUAAGUUUGAUUUAUAUGUAAAUUUGAUAAUGCAGCACACAGUAAAAUAUUGCAUUUGAAAAUGUAUAAUAAAUAUUCUAUUCUAAGCUGAUCGAAUCAUGGAUAAGGAAUGGAUGCCUAAAGUUGAUUUGAAGAAAGAUAGAGCUAAAAUCAAAAAUAUUCAUAUUUCCUUAAUGAAUGAGAUAGAGAAACAGAACUCGGAGCGAGUGAAACAGUUGAUGAAACUUCGAAGGUCGAAUCGAAUACUCGGUAGUAUAUUAGGAGUUACAGUUUUGUCAAUCUAUUUCUAUACAAUAUACACGGUGAAACAAGAAAAGUUCUUAGAUGAUUUUAAUGAGCCCGAGAAGAUAAUCAUACCACCUCAAACCAACGUAUAAAU
Molecule: messenger RNA, 610 nt
Organism: Vespula vulgaris
Lineage: Eukaryota; Metazoa; Arthropoda; Insecta; Hymenoptera; Vespidae
Gene: Ccdc56
Product: cytochrome c oxidase assembly factor 3, mitochondrial
Exons: 2
Coding region: 330-608 (92 amino acids)
Biological process (GO): mitochondrial respiratory chain complex IV assembly
Cellular component (GO): mitochondrial inner membrane
Source: RefSeq, a predicted model, not a curated record